This is a messenger RNA of Syngnathus acus (greater pipefish), 2003 nucleotides long. RefSeq names its product interleukin 21 receptor, tandem duplicate 1 (gene il21r.1). Gene Ontology annotation, molecular function: protein binding; cytokine receptor activity. The record is from RefSeq and is a predicted model, not a curated record. The coding region runs from base 366 to 1784 and encodes 472 amino acids. The transcript has 9 exons. Gene Ontology annotation, biological process: immunoglobulin mediated immune response; cytokine-mediated signaling pathway. Gene Ontology annotation, cellular component: membrane; external side of plasma membrane. NCBI's taxonomy places the organism in Eukaryota, Metazoa, Chordata, Actinopteri, Syngnathiformes, Syngnathidae.
UUUCUUUUGAGUCAUAGGGCAAAAUUUACAUGCCGUUCGAAAAGGUUGUGCUGGAGUAUCCCAAGUCUGCCUGUGUGCCUGCAACGAUGUGCUUUUACUUUUGCAGGAAGGACAAACAAUAGAAGCAAGCAAAAGAAAAUGCAUGCACCAACUCUUAUCUGCUGCCCCGGUGGUGCGGCGACACAACGCGAGGUGAGGAAGCCAUUCUGCAGAAGGCGACAUAACCACAUUUGACAUCACAGAGGCGGCCGGUGCCACCGCAGGGACUAAAUUGGGAGUUUCCGCUCGCACGUCUUUAGCUUUUUGAUGUCUUUGGCGUUCAGAGUUUAAAAGUGGCUGGGUUUCCUGCUUUUGCGAGCACAUUCAUGGCUGCCGUCCUUUCACUGAUGCUGUGGAACCUGCCGAUGCUUCUCCAAGGCGUCUACUCGCCCACCUGCGGCGUCACCUGCUCCACCGACUACAACAUUCUCCUCAACUGCUCGUGCGCUUCGGUACCGACGCAGCCGCUGCGCCUUGACGUCAACUGCAGCGACGGUGAGCUUCACGUGGCCGACAGCUGCCGGCUGAUGCCGCCUGAGUCCUGGUGCGUCAUGUACCCACCGGAGCUCUACGACAUCGCCGCCAUCGGGACCGAAUGCACGGCGACCGUCAGCCUGCCGGGAGACCCGUAUUGCGAGUUGUCAGACUGGGCGCUUUACGACGUGGUAAAACCUCCGCCACCUUUCAACGUGCGAGUGACGUCCCUCGACGGAUUCGACAACAUCACGUGGGACCUCGCCAAUGACAACAACGAUUGUCUGAUGUAUGAGCUGCGAAUUCGAACCCAACAAGGUCUCUUGCAGGAUCCGGCGCGUUUCUUCUCGGUGGACAAGAGGUACUUCCUGGUGGGACACAAGGAGCUGCCGCCCCACGCCAACUGUAGCGUGGUUGUCCGGGCCAAGUUGUGCCCCAGUAACCCAUCUCAGGGCCCGUGGAGCGAGUGGAGCUCCACCGCCAAGUGGACAAAUGCGCCGACAAACGCGCCGACAAAAUCUGCAAGUGUCGCAGUGAAAGGAUUCUGGUUCUACGUCUUCCUGGCCGUCCUCGUCCUCCUUGGCGGGGUGCUGCUGCUGCUGGUUUACUCUCAAAAACCCUUCUUGCUGAAAAGAUUUCCGCUCAGCUCGUACGUGUGCAGGCCGCACGACUUCUUCCAGCCGCUCUACCUCGACUAUGGAGGCAACUUCAAGGGAUGGGUGAGGCCCUUGUUCAGCGAGCACGACAUGUUGGGGAACACCCCGCAUGAGGAGAUGGCGCCCACCACCAAGAAGCAGCUCUACUUCCACAAAGCCGCUACCAAAGGGGAUGAUGAGACGCGACCCGCUGGAUGCCUGCUCCUCGUCCCCGCCCCGCUGGCACAAUUGGCACACGUGUCCAUUCACACGGUGAUUGUGUGCGAAGAGGACGAUCAUCAAGCAUCGGAUCCAAACCACAGGGAACUGCUGGACUCUGAUCUGGAGGAGCCAGUAGUGGACGGACAAGACCAAGGGAGGCUAUUCAACGAUUGGCCGGAAGAAGCGGAGAGAGCUUCGCUGGCCUCCAACCGGCAGUCGGACGAUGGCUACCCCCGCGUGGACAUGGACACGGUGGACAGUGGUUUUGGGGAGUGCACCAGCCCCUCCCACUCUGGCUCAGGAGAGCCGGCGAGGAAUUUCCUACCCGAGCGGCGAAACUCGCGUUCCAACUAUGUCAAGCAGUGGAUGAUGUGUAAUGAUGCCAGAGAAGACUCAAGAAACGCUCUACAGUGAACAGUCCUCUAGUUUUACUGAUUUUUUUUAAAACGAAUUUUAUAUGUACAGCAGAAUAUACGGUAUAUUGCUCAGAGUUUAAUAGAAAAUAAGUUCCAUCAUUCCAUUGAUGACUUUUUAGACAUUUUAUUUUUCCAUCUAAUUUUUGUUGGAAUCAGAAUAGCAUAUUUUGAUUAAAAAAAACAUUUGUACUUCCAAUACAAACACCAGGAUACCUUA